AGUUUUGUUUAUGAAAUGGUAAUAUUUGGCAUAUAAAACCCGGUCACACCUGUUAUAGGAAACACUCGUUUUGUUUGUUAUUAAAUCUUUACUUCUGCCUGAUUUAAUAUUCUGGAUCAAAAUAAUGUCGGCACUUGGGGAUUCGGACGAUGAAACUGAGUUUAAAGACAUCAGCGCUACAAAUUAUCAUCGUGUGCAGGAAAAAGUGGCAAAGAUCAGCUAUGCAGAUGGCGUUGCCGAUGGCAGGGAAAAGGUCUUCCAAGACAGCUUCGAUGAAGGCUUUGAAAAUGGCUUCAAAACCGGGUUUGAACUGGCCAAACUAAGUGCCUUCUACGAAACCAUUAAAAGUGCGGGAGCAGAACGUUUAGAAUGGAAUGCAGAACAAGAGGCCUACCAAAAACUCAAGCUGUCAGAUGCAACAGAUAAAGCACACUUCAAAUACUUGGAGCAUCAGGGCGCUCCACUCAACGUGAUAUCCGAAAAACAAAGGACCUAUGUGGACGACCUCCUGGGAAAACUCGCACAGCAACUCCCGGCAACUACGAAUUUAUUCACAUCGGGAAGCGAUUCUAGUGUUAAUGUGGUUUAAUGCAUGUGUUUGGGAAUUAUCAAAAUUAACUGAAAGUAUAUCUUCGCGCGACUUAUAAAUAAAGACCCUCGGGCGUGCCCUCCUUCUUCCGAUACAAGA
Messenger RNA from Drosophila erecta, 688 nucleotides. RefSeq lists its product as uncharacterized. Lineage: Eukaryota; Metazoa; Arthropoda; Insecta; Diptera; Drosophilidae. Bases 125 to 589 code for a protein of 154 amino acids. The record is from RefSeq and is a predicted model, not a curated record. The transcript is spliced from 2 exons.